AUGAAUAUUCAAGGAUUAACCUUCCUGAGGAGGGAGAUAAGAUUCUUGAUACCGAAAGUUAUAUUUACCAGUCAUACUGAAACGUGUCCAGUUCAGAGGUUAGUAGCGUCGGAACCAUGUAGCACAAAAACAAAUGGCGCUUGGAAACCGAAACGUCUUAAUAGGCCUGGUAAAGUUCGCUUCGGCUUCAUACCUGAAGAUUAUUUUGUCUUCUUUUAUCCGAAGACCGGUGUCACAGGACCGUAUCUUUUUGGUAUACUACUCGCAAACUAUUUGAUAAGCAAGGAAAUAUAUGUAAUGGAACACGAUUACUACAUUGGUCUUUCCAUACUAGUGAUUAUUAUAUACGGCAAUAAAAAGCUGGGUCCUAUUUUAGCGGCAAGUUUGGACAAAGAUGUGGACGCGUUCGAAACCAAUUUAAAUGCGACAAGAAAAGAAGAAGAAGCACAUUAUGAGUCUAUCAUUAAAGAAGCAAAAGAUGCUCAAUGGAGAGCUAAUGGCCAAAAACUGCUUAUGGAUGCAAAGAAAGAAAAUGUUGCAAUGCAGCUAGAAGCUGCAUUCCGGGAAAGGCAAAUGCAUGUGUUCAGAACUGUAAAACGACGCUUAGAUUAUCAUAUGCAUCUAGAAGAAACUGAACAGUCUUCUACAACAUCUAAACUGACCGAUACAGUAUUAUCUGACCCUAAAAUAUUGUGUAAAUUGCAACCAGUCAGUUAUGAUUGCGAAGGAAAUGGUCAGAGACGCCCGUUUUAUUACUAUGACAUUAAAUUGGAGGAUUGCAGAUCGGCAUAUUUUAGCAAUUGUACGCAUAACUUGAAUAAAUUUAUAUCUCUAAAGGAUUGUCACAACAGCUGUCGGGAACCCGGUAUGGAACCUCUAGAAGAGCCAGUUAGAAAAGAAAUUUUCUGCAGACUACAACAUGAUUUCGGAGAAUGUAAUAGUUACUAUCCUAUGUGGUAUUUUGAUAUGACCUCAAGGACUUGCAGAGGUUUCUCCUACAGUGGAUGCGGAGUAGCGAUCCCCGUUGCCACCGCUGACGAUGAACAUGCACAAUCGCAAAGGAGUCGG
This is a messenger RNA of Iphiclides podalirius (scarce swallowtail), 1068 nucleotides long. Lineage: Eukaryota; Metazoa; Arthropoda; Insecta; Lepidoptera; Papilionidae. The record is from the annotation of a GenBank genome assembly.